Odontomachus brunneus is the source of this 1035-nucleotide messenger RNA. RefSeq lists its product as uncharacterized. NCBI's taxonomy places the organism in Eukaryota, Metazoa, Arthropoda, Insecta, Hymenoptera, Formicidae. The transcript is spliced from 2 exons. Bases 93 to 464 code for a protein of 123 amino acids. The record is from RefSeq and is a predicted model, not a curated record.
GUAAAUGUAACAAUAUUAUCAAAUAUUAUUGUUAUACAAUAUUAUAGUUCCUACAAGAAUCUUUACACAAGUUGGAUGAAUGGGAAAAUCUAAUGGAGGAAGGAAUCAUCACAAACAAUGAAUUUCUUACUCGACAGACUACGGAAGGACUUCGCGUAACUUUACGAUCCAAGACAGAUAUUACGCAUUAUUUAACCAGCGAAUUUAAUUUCUCUUGCAUUUUGCCAGGAAGUAUAAAUCAAGAUUUAGAGCGCUACAUUGUAAAAGAAACUUGCAGAAAAAUCGUAUUUAGUAAACAAGUCAUAUUUUCCGCGAUAAAUCAUACUUAUAGCGAUUUUUUUGUUGCGUUCGUCAAGCAGGAGGAUGUAAUGACCAUCCUGCAACACCAACUUUUUUACAAAUUUAUAAAGUUCUGUCUUCCUAUUCUAUUCUCUCUCCACCAAAAUAUGGGUAUUGCAUGUUAGAAAAAGAAGUAACAUCGUCUUUAAUUUCGCUCGACAUCAAGUCUCUGUAUAAAAAAUCCAAAGAGGAAAUGGAUUCAUUCAUUUUUACUAUGAAAUCAAGAUUAAAUGAUAUUAUCACAAAUGACAUUUAUGAUAUGUCAGAGCAUAAUUAUACCACACCUGCAACUUUUGAUUGCAUUAUAUACUUCAUACACGUGUUUGCCAGCGAUUAUUAAAGUUCACGAAAUGUUCUUUAUGUAAAUAAGCACUUGUUACUAAUUCUCAAGUAUAUUACAGAAAAGCGAACUUGAUGUGCAUCUCUUGUUCAUCCAAAUGUAGGUUUCUACAAUUUUGUUAAAAAUUUGGAACAGGUAUUUACAAAACAUUGCCACGAGUUAAAUGUUGCAAAUGCUAUUUUAAAUAAUGUAAUUGAAUCUGAUUUAUUAACUUUUCCUUGUGAGGCUCAUAAAAUAGAUAUUAUAUCGUACAUUGUUUACUAUUUACAAAUAAGAUUUUCACAAUAUUGUCGCGACUUAAAUAAUAACAAAAAAGAUAACAUAUGAAAAAAAUAUCGAAACAUUGUAAAACAUAA